Pteronotus mesoamericanus is the source of this 948-nucleotide messenger RNA. Its product is annotated as putative taste receptor type 2 member 33. Bases 1 to 948 code for a protein of 315 amino acids. Gene Ontology annotation, molecular function: G protein-coupled receptor activity; bitter taste receptor activity. The transcript is spliced from 2 exons. Lineage: Eukaryota; Metazoa; Chordata; Mammalia; Chiroptera; Mormoopidae. Gene Ontology annotation, cellular component: membrane. The record is from RefSeq and is a predicted model, not a curated record. Gene Ontology annotation, biological process: sensory perception of taste; G protein-coupled receptor signaling pathway; detection of chemical stimulus involved in sensory perception of bitter taste.
AUGGCGUCAGCAACCACUCAGUUUGCAGACAGGUUAAGUUUAUUACUGAGCAUUUUUUCUAUCCUAGUGAUAGCAGAAUUUGUUCUAGGAAAUUUUGCCAAUGUCUUCAUAGCCCUGGUGAACUGCGCUGACUGGGUCAAGAAACAAAAGAUCUCCUGCACAGAUGGAAUUCUCACUGCCCUGGCGGUCUCCAGGAUUGGUUUGCUCUGGGCAAUAACAUUAAAUUGGUAUGCAACUUUUAUUAAUCCAAAUUUCUAUUGUGCAGAAGUAAGAACUAUUGUCUAUUCUGCCUGGGUAGUAAGCAACCAUUUUAGCCUCUGGCUUGAUGCUAGCCUCAGUAUACUCUAUUUGCUCAAGAUAGCCAAUUUCUCCGGUCUAUUUUUUCUUCACUUAAAAUGGAAAGCUAAAAGAGUGGUUCUCAUGAUACUGUUGGGCACUGUGGUCUUCUUGGUUUUUCAUCUUGCAGUGGUCAGCUUAGAGGUAAAAAUGGGGAUGAAUGAAUAUGAAGGAAACAACACCUGGGUGACCAACUUGAGGGACAUUGUUAACCUCUCAAGUAAUACUGUAUUCACGAUUGUACAUGUCAUACCAUUUACCGUGUCCCUGACAGCAUUACUGCUGUUACUCCUUUCCCUGGGGAAACAUCUCAGGAAGAUGCAGCUCAGUGGCAAACGAUGCCAAGUUGCCAGCACCGAGGUCCACGUAAGAGCCAUGCAAACUGUGGUCUCCUUUCUCUUGCUAUUUUUUAUUUACUUGCUCACUCAGAUGGUCUCAAAGUGGAAUACUAAUUCUCUGCAGAACAAUUUAGGUGGCAUGAUUUUUCAGGUCCUUGGUCUCUUGUAUUCUUCAAGUCACUCAUUUAUCCUGAUUUGGGGGAAUAAGAAGCCAAGACAGGCCAUUCUGUCAUUUCUGUGGCAGCUGAGAUCCUGGCUGAAGGGAAGGAAGUAA